AUGAAUCCCAAACCAUUUUAUAAAGCACCAAAAGUAACAAAGGAAGAUCUAGAAAGAGAAUUUGACAAAACGAUGUGUCAUCUGAAAAGUAGCUGGGACGAGCUCACAGAUGAGUCACAAUAUAAUACAGAGGAAGAGUUGCUACACAGACGAAGAAAACAGGACACGUACAAAUCAAGGUUCUUCCCAAACUGUAGUAAAAACAAGGAGCAGACAGGCAUAAUUUUUAAGGGCACGUCUAAAAAGGUGGAUACAUAUAUCCACGAUAAUCCACCUCAUACAUGUGAUGAUAGCAGUGAUAGUGUUGGCAGGGAACUCCCCUUUGCGCACCAUAACAGGAGGAACUACAACACCAGGGGGACUAAGUUAGAAACUCCAAAAUUAACAAGAAAGAGGGGAAGAAACCUAAAUGAGAAGACAACCAUGUCAUCCACGUUCCAUGGGAAGAGUAAGAAAGAUGAUCGGCACAGUGUUAGACAAACCGCUUGUGCAAAAGUUGUAGGAGAGAUGAAACGCAAUGAGAAUAAUGGAAAAUCGUUUUGGAUUAAUAAGAACGAGAUGAUCAUUCCUCGAAGAUGCAUGGACCAAGUGAUGUCACCGUACAGUUCCAGUAAAGCGAAGCAACAGAGAGAUAUCCUCUUAACCACCCAAAUGAGUAAAUUUGCAAGAGGAAAAUUACGCUUAAGGAUACGUGGGAAAAAUAAGUUAAACAAAAUAUCGCAAGUACCUGUGGAGGAAAAACUAAAUGACGGUUUUACUCCCCCUUUAGAUGAUUUAUUCAAAGGAAUAAUGCCCAGAGGUGGGAGAGAAAAAAAAAUUAACUACAGAGAGUACACAUUGAAGAAGAGCUACAAAAAUAGGGUCAAUUAUGAACGACAUGCUGAUCAACAUAAUGAAAAACAAAAAGAAUCAAAUAAAGUUGCGGUAGGUUACGAUACAAUGUCGAAGCAAAAGAGACAAAAGGGAAAUCCUCACGUGAGAAUAUGUGUCGAUAAAGAGAGUACAAGAAACUCUGAUCCGAAAUGCACUAUCGAUUUUGUUCAAAACUGCGCAUCUGUUGACAAAAGAAUGCAAAAUUACCUAAAUGAGCAGCUUAAAUAUUAUGGAUCCAAAUUGAGAAGGGAAAACCUCGAACAAGUUUGUCUCUUCCUCCGGAAAGGGCCUCAACGGAGAGUUCCCCAUGGCCUGACCAGGAGCCACCGCAUUGAUGAAGAGGAGCACCCAAACGUGCCAGUCCGCCCGUGUCAAAAUUGCAAAAAGGAGAUAAACCUCAAAAGCUACAUAAUAGAAGGAAAUGACCAAAAAAACACCGCGACGAUGAUGACUAACGCGAGAGACGUAACCCCUGCAAUAUCGGAUAAAAUAAUGAAACAAAUGAGAGGUCGGGAAAAAGAAAAAAAUGAAGGACAAACGAAGAAUUUAGCACACAAAAAUAAACUGAUAGACGAAUUAAAAAAUUUUAAAAAAUUGCAAAAAGAGGAAAUGAACUUCUUCACAAUUUACACACAUUUAAUGAAUGAAAAAAAGAUUUUAAAAAAAAUACUAAACCAACAAAUAAGGAAUAAUAAAAAAGAUUAUUUAAAAAAAUUAAUUCAAGUAAAAAAAUAUAUUACCAAUUUUGUUACCCAUUUUGAGCAAAUUAUGGCAAAAAUACAGGCAGAAAAAAAUGGACCAUAUGCCCCAACACACGAUCAAGACAGACACCAUCAUAUUAGUUGCCUCCUAAAAUUGGUGGAGGACGUUAUAAGUAUUCUAGCUGAUCAUUUCUAUCACGUGGAAUAA
Molecule: messenger RNA, 1782 nt
Organism: Plasmodium cynomolgi strain B
Lineage: Eukaryota; Apicomplexa; Aconoidasida; Haemosporida; Plasmodiidae
Exons: 3
Coding region: 1-1782 (593 amino acids)
Source: RefSeq, a predicted model, not a curated record